GUUUCUUCUAAUCUUUUUUAAUAAUAUUAAUGAAGCUUUUAUAAUAAAUUCUCAACAAAAUCAUUUUUUAAUCAUUCAUGAAAAAUUGUUUAAGAUUAUGAAAAAAAAUCAAAAGAAAGCAAAUUCUAAAUUCUUUUGAUAUUUUUAUCAUUUUUAAUAAUCGAUUUUCACUUUAAAAAAAAUUAUAGAGAAGCCUAAUUCAUGUGGUUAAGUCCUUAAUUCAUUUUCUAAUGCGCACUAAUAUCUUAAUUUUAAAUUAGAUUAAUUUUGGUUUAAUUUAUUCAAGAAGUUUGAGAAACUCUGUGUCUUGUGGGCAACCCUUGUGCCUUAAGUGAGUCACCUCUUGGUGCUGUGGGUCAGUUUAUCGUGGCAAUCGUGCGUGGAAAGACACAGAAGAUGCUACUUCUGUUUUUACUGACCCUCCUGGCCCCCUUGGCACAUGGUGCUCUGGAUGAUACAAUGCGCCUAUGUUGCCAUGUAGGCAAAGAAUGGGCCGUUGAAGGCUCCAAUUGUACCGGAGCCUCCCUCCCUGCAGACAUUCCCGUGGAAUUACGUGGGGUUUGCUUGUCAACCGUUGAAAUUUGCUGUGUACGCCAACAGAGAGAUCUUCAAUGUAUUGGCGGUCAAGCGGCGGCAAAACGUGGCGCCACAUGCCGCGAUGCACUGCCGGGGAUCCCUGAAGCAGCCUACUACCGUGAUUGCUGUGAAUCCUGCAAAAUUGGCCUGGUGACAGUCACUCUGGCACCCGAAUGUUCUCCCUUUGGCUUCGGUUCCCCUUGGGAUGAGGUCUAUGAGGCUUGCUGUGCCGAAGCAGCCGCCGUUAAUGCAUCAGCCGCUUGUGCUUCAGCCGCCUGUCAUCAUAUUUGCAUUACAACCGGUGAAUCAUACACCUGUCGCUGCCAUCCUGGGUUUGUUCUCACACAAGAUGGGCAUUCAUGCAGUGUGGCCAACUCAACGCAUCCCCAAUGUGAUGAAGGCUACGCCUGGGAUACUAAAUCAAAUCAAUGCAUUGAUAUCGAUGAGUGCGCCGAUGAAGCAAGAUGCCCUCCACCAGCAGCCUGCCACAACACACCCGGGAGUUUCACGUGUGAACCAGCAACAUCGGAAGCCUGUGCAAUGGGUUUCAAGCGUCUCGGGUCAAAAUGCGUCGAUGUGAAUGAAUGCGAAACGGAUAGGGAUGCAUGUGAUGCAAAUCAGAUUUGUACAAAUGAAAUUGGUGGCUUCCGGUGUGACUGCCGUACGGGAUUCAUCCUGGACCCAGUUACAAAUGCCUGCAUUGACAUCAAUGAGUGCCAAAUUAACAAUCACGAAUGCCUGGAUACACAGCGAUGUGACAACACCAUUGGAUCCUACACAUGUAUUCGGUUGCAGAGCUGUGGGACGGGAUAUACACUCAAUGCUGGCACGGGGAAUUGCGAUGAUGAUGAUGAAUGCAUCCUGGGAACGCACAACUGUGAACAUCCGUAUGAGUGCAAGAACACCAAGGGAUCCUUUAGGUGUGAAGUACCACGAGUCACGUCGUCGCCAUAUCGUCAUCAUCCACCGUACAGCAUGCAGGGGAUACACAAUACCAUCUGCGGUGUUGGCUACAGGGCAGAUGCCACAGGAAGAUGCCUUGACAUUGACGAAUGUUCUGAGGGCUUAGCUUCGUGCUCUCCUGACCAGAUUUGCCGGAAUAAGCCUGGGGGGUAUGUGUGCUACUGCCCACCUGGACACUUCCUCGGGAAAACACGUCAAUGCGAAGAUAUCGAUGAAUGCGCCUCAGCUGGGACAUGCCCUACAAAUUCCCGCUGCUACAACACCCCCGGAAGCUUCCGGUGUGACUGUGCACCUGGGUUCACGAGUGGGCCUGGUGCUCGACCAAUCUGUGUUGAUGUGGACGAAUGUGCUCAGCAACAGGGACUCUGUCAUCAACGCUGUGUCAACUACUGGGGAGCCUACAAAUGUGCCUGUGAUCUCGGCUAUAAACUUGCACCGGACAACCGAACCUGCCUCGAUGUUGAUGAAUGUGAAACAUCCCGUAGCUAUGAGCUGUGUGUUGGGAAUUGUGAGAAUACACCGGGAUCCUACAUGUGCUCCUGCCCUCGUGGAUAUACCCUCGGAGAAGACAAGAGGAGUUGUUUGGACAUUGAUGAAUGCGCAACGGGAGCUGCGUGCCGUGGUUACAAUGAAAUCUGCACAAAUAUCCGCGGUGGUUUCCGUUGUCAUCCCGUACAGUGCCCCCCGGGCUAUGCUGUGGAUUCAGAACGAAGAAAUCGCUGCAAGAGACUCUCCCUGCUGUGCGAUCGUGACGAUCUGGAGUGCUUCACGCGCCCAUCUUCAUACUCCUACAACUUCAUCACCCUCGUGGCCAAUAUGUCCGUCCCCCCGGCCGGGAGGGCGCUCUUCAAUCUCAAAGGGCCCAAUUGGUAUGAUAACAUUGACUUCUUCCUGCGUGUUGUUCGCGUUGAUGCCCCCGCGGGCGUUCAACCAGCCACCGAUGGGUCCUUUUCACUACGAAAAAUGCACAAUGAGGCCCUCCUGAGUCUCGUGGAGGCACUCCAGGGCCCACAAGAUGUGGAGCUUGAGCUCAGUAUGACGGUGUACAAAGAUCACCUCCCGGGUGGAAGCAAUAUUGCCAAAAUUUUUAUCUUUGUAUCUGAAUAUACUUUUUAAUUUUUUUGUACAAUAAAAACCAACGUAAAGGAAA
Molecule: messenger RNA, 2689 nt
Organism: Lutzomyia longipalpis
Lineage: Eukaryota; Metazoa; Arthropoda; Insecta; Diptera; Psychodidae
Product: fibulin-5
Exons: 5
Coding region: 397-2655 (752 amino acids)
Molecular function (GO): calcium ion binding
Source: RefSeq, a predicted model, not a curated record